Messenger RNA from Trichogramma pretiosum, 3141 nucleotides. Its product is annotated as endoplasmic reticulum metallopeptidase 1-like. Bases 255 to 2903 code for a protein of 882 amino acids. The record is from RefSeq and is a predicted model, not a curated record. Lineage: Eukaryota; Metazoa; Arthropoda; Insecta; Hymenoptera; Trichogrammatidae. Gene Ontology annotation, biological process: proteolysis. The transcript is spliced from 15 exons. Gene Ontology annotation, molecular function: metalloexopeptidase activity.
GGGCUAAGAUUCUUGUGCCAUAAAGACACGCGACUAGCAGCGUAAUAUUUUUCCGCGUUUGCCUGAAUCUGGCAUCAAAAAACACCGCCCAAUUAACUAUAUAAACACGUUAAUUGAUACAUAGACUUAAACAUAUUUGAAACCAUCUACACAACAUGUAAAUUACAUCAAUGAAUGGACUUUUUACUAUUGCAAAUAAACGAGGAUUUCUGCAGCAUUUUAAAGACUGAUCAUAUUUUACAAUACUACAAAAAAUGAAUGAUGGCAUUAGAUUUCGACAUCAUCUGGUCCAAAAAUCAUCAGAAGAGCCUUACUUCAGAUCUCGAAUUGUUAUAAAGCCCAAAAAUGAAUCACAAAGUGGAAACCAACAUUUAUUAUUUGCCCUGACAUUUAUUUUAUCGGUAUCUUUGACAGUUAUUGUUUUGGAAAAAAUUUUACCUGAGCCACAACUUAUUGGCAGUGAACAACUUCAUCCUGGAAGAUUUAUUGCUGAAAGAGCUAGAGCUCACGUUUAUAAUUUAACUUCUCUUGGACCUAGAGUAGCAGGAAGUUAUGAAAAUGAAGUUUUAGCUGUUCAAUUUUUAACCAAUUAUAUAAACAAUAUCAUUAAACAUGCUCAUCCAAAUCAUAAAAUUACAAUGGACGUUACCCGCCAUAGUGGUAGUUUUUCUUUAACUUUUCUCGAUGGCAUGACCCAUAUUUACAAAAAUGUUCAAAAUGUAGUUGUUAAAAUUGGUCCAUUUCGAUCAUCAAAGCAUAGUCUUUUAUUAAAUUGUCAUUUUGAUAGUUUUGUUGAAAGCCCAGGAGGAUCAGAUGAUGCUGCAGGAUGUGCAGUAAUGUUGGAAGUUUUGAGAGUGGUUUCUAGAAGUAAUAUUAAUUUAAAUCAUAAUAUUAUAUUUUUAUUCAAUGGAGCUGAAGAAAACAUAUUACAAGCUUCACAUGGAUUUAUUACUCAACACCCAUGGGCAAAAGAAGUUGGAGCAUUUAUUAACUUAGAAGCAUGCGGGGCAGGAGGACGUGAACUAUUAUUUCAAGCUGGUCCUGGUAAUCCUUGGAUACUUGAAGUAUAUUCAAAGUCUGUUCCCUAUCCUUACGCUUCAUCUCUAGCUCAAGAAAUAUUUCAAAGUGGAAUUGUACCAGGGGAAACGGAUUUUCGUAUUUUCAGAGAUUUUGGGAAAGUUUCAGGUUUAGAUUUUGCUUGGUCAACAAAUGGCUAUGUCUAUCAUACUAAAUUUGAUUCAAUUGAUCAAAUACCUUUGGGUUCGUUACAAAGAACUGGAGAUAAUAUUUUAGCUCUGUCUUUAGGGAUUGUAUCUGGAAAUUAUUUAGCUGACGAAAGUUUACAGACGUCAGAAGGCUCAAUUGUUUUUUUUGAUUUUUUGGGAGCAUUUGUUAUUAGAUGGCCUGAGUACAUUGCUAAGUUUGUAAAUUUGAUUGGAGUAGCCAUUGGAUUGUAUUCAAUUUAUUUGAAUAUGAUAAGUGUUAAAAGAGACAUUAAAAAGUCAGUAUACAUUAAACAACUGGUAGUUUGUGUUACUACGAUCAUCUGUUCGUGGAUUAUAUCUAUGAUUUCUGUAACAAUGAUUGCUCUUUUAUUUACAAAACUUGGAAAAGUAAUGAGUUGGUAUGCUAGACCAGCAUGGCUAUUUUUUUUGUAUAUUUGUCCUACAGUGGCAAUUUCAAUGAUGUUCUUUCUCUUCAUGAGUGCCCGUCAAAAAAAGAUUAUCAACUCUUCAUGGAUAUUGUAUCAAUUGUAUUUUGAUGCAUAUAGCUUAUUUUGGAUUUCAGUUUUAUUUUUAUGUAUUUUAUUAGGAAUACGCUCCGGAUUUAUACCAUUGCAUUGGGUACUAUUUUUGUCAAUUGGAAACAUUGUACGUCAACACUUUUUUAGUAAAUGGAGAGAUUGGAAGUGGCUCUGUUAUCAUAUGUGUACUUUGAGUUUACCUUACAUACAAUCUUUCUAUUUAUCUAUUGGUGCUCUUUACCUAUUUAUUCCUCUAAUGGGUAGAGCAGGGGCUAGCAUUAAUUCUGAAGUAAUAAUUGCCAAUAUGCUAUCAAUUUUAUUUUGCCUUCUUCUAAGUUUCACGAUUCCAAUCGUUGUAUUGGUGAAAAAUGCAGAGAGGGUUAUUAGUAUUUUGAUUGGAAUAUUUUUAAUUGCCACUGCAGCUUUAAUAUUAACACCGUUGGGUUUUCCUUAUAGUGGCAAUCCAUCUUCUCCUGCUCCAGAGAGAUUUAUGAUUGCACAUACUCAAAGGCAAUAUUAUAAUUUAGAUGGAAGUUUACGUUAUUCAGGAACCGGAUAUUGGAUUGUGAAUUUGGAUAUGAAUAGUCCAUACAGUGUACAAGCAAUGGUGCCUGAAGUUGGAGCUGCAGAACCAACUGUUGAAGAUUGCAAACAGGAAUUAUAUUGUGGUUUGCCAUAUUUAGUGCCUGUCACUACCUUUUUAUGGAAAACGAGUUGGAUCCCAGCACCGGCUCCAAUCAUUCCUAUACCAACUACUUUAGAAUUGAUUGGAAAAUCAGUCAAAGGCGCUUCAAUUAAUUUUUCAUUUAAUAUAACUGGACCAGAUCAUAUAGGAAUUAUGUUAUCCCCGUAUAAUGGCUUACGACUCAAAAAAUGGAGUAUAUUAGAAGAAAAACCGUUACAAGGACCGAAGUGGAAUGACAGGGAAACAUAUUUUAUUUAUUACUCAUGUAUAAAAGAUUGUGAACCUCUAAACUUUUCUCUUGAAUUAGAAACACCAAUAGAUUUUAAGGGCCCCAGUUUAUCGAUUGCUCUAGCAGGUCAUUUCUUACACGGGGAAAAUCAGCGCUCAUCCAAAUUCAAGAACUUCUUAUCUCAAUUUCCAACAUGGACUGUUGUGACCCCCUGGACAGCCUCAUAUACUUCAUGGCAGUUUUAAACUAUUAUUAUUAUAUUAUUCAUGGCUCAUAAAGCAAUUUCGAAGAGACAUACAUUGAUUCUAUGACAACGUACGUAAAGGCUAAAAAGUAUUACCUUUAAACUUUAAAAUUUUAACAAGAAAAAGAGAAAUGGUGUUAUUCUUUAGAACGAUUUAAUCGAUCUUAAUAAAAGAAAAUUAGGAAAUACAUCAUACUUUUGAAAAUCAAUAUUAUAUAAAAUAUUCAAACAAAAGUGGG